Molecule: messenger RNA, 2406 nt
Organism: Ascochyta rabiei
Lineage: Eukaryota; Fungi; Ascomycota; Dothideomycetes; Pleosporales; Didymellaceae
Exons: 2
Coding region: 1-2406 (801 amino acids)
Source: RefSeq, a predicted model, not a curated record
AUGACAAAAAAUCUGUUGACAAGGCUGAACUGGGACCCCGCGCGGAAGGCGCAGUCCAUCUACCUCCAGCACCUCAGCCUUGACUCUCAUGAACUUUACACCAACUUUCCUCGAUACCGGACGCAAUCAAUCUUAUACGCAUCAUCCCUUUUCUCGUGCCUUAUUACACUCAGGAUCGAUCAUGAGACCGGGCGGUUGACUUCUAGAACAGUAGCUCCCAAGGCAACGCGCUUGAGCUCAGCAGCAACCAUGUCGCAGCCGCAAUCAUCUGCUAGGGACGACAACGAAGCUCAAGGCCUGAAACCCACCGAACAGCAGUACAAACAUACACCGAUAUCGAUCAAGCUAGGCUCAGAAUCGAUCCGCUUGCUCAGGUUGUAUCCUUCGUGUUGCUGCGCAGCCCCACACUUCCAAGAGAAAGAAAACUUGCUACACGUGGACGAUGAAAACGAUAUUUGCGAAGAUUGUUUCAACAAAAGGCUGCGUUACGGCAAUCAUUCCCGGUCGCUGCCUCUGUGCCUUGGCUCGCCUUGCCCAGGUCAUGACUUUCACAACAUCGUAGUGCAGGCAGCGUCCGAUUGGAGAGACGAAUUCUUACUUGUUCGAAACGGGGGCCAACAUAAACGAGUAUCAUUAGCGGACAUGCUGCAAAUCAACCACGACUCAGGAAACAAGUGGGCAUUAUGCACAAAUUGUGAGGAUCACUGGACAGCCGCGUUACAGAAAACCAAUCUGGUCGACACUAUGCUAUGCAAGGAUUUCGAUUGCACCACGAAGAGAUCUUUAAACUGCUGUUCCAUCAUACGAUGUGAUAUCGAAGAGAAGUCCUUAAACGACGCUCCACCAUAUGAAGCUCUCUCCUACGCCUGGGGCUCUCCGAAACUCGAAUGCAAGAUUCAAUGUGGAUCUCAGUUCAUGCUGAUUACCAAAAGCUGCCACGAGGCAUUGGAAGCAUUGAGGCCUCACUGUGGAAAUGAAGUACUUGGAAGUCACGAGGGCUGCUGCAACGCAGAACCGCGUUUGUUUUGGAUCGACGCAAUUUGCAUUGACCAAACCUCUCUGUCCGAGCGAUCACACCAAGUCGACCUGAUGCCAACUAUUUACAACAAAGCGUAUCGAGUUAUGGUAUGGCCAGGUCCCUUUGAUGAGAAGAUCGGCGAAACUCUUGCGUAUUACCGCAGGAAAGAAACGAACAUUUUCAGCGAAAUCUAUGUGUCGGACUAUGCAAAUGUACUCGAGUUCUUCGAAAGGCCCUACUUCAGCCGCAUUUGGCCGAUACAAGAGAUUGCAUUAUCGGUAAACUGUCAUGUACUAUUUGGACCGUACCCAGGUCAUGAUAUCAGGGAUCUACUGGAUCCGUUUCUUCCGGACGAAACACGAAUGGAUUGGGUCCGCGAAGGGAUCAGGAACGUUGAGAACACCUGCAAGCAGAAGCUGAGGCUCCAUCAGCAGGCAUGGGCCUUCUUUCGAUCCCCAGAUCUGUCUGAAGCACAUACACACAUGCGCAAGAAACAGGUUUCCAAUCUACUUCUAGAUGCCCAAGAAAUGCAGUCCAGCGAGCCCCGGGACAAAAUCUUUGCCUUGCAAGGUAUGCUCAGCCUGAUGGGCUUUGCUCUGCCUCCUCCUAACUAUUCGAAGCUGGUUGAAGAUGUGUACAGAGAAGCGGCCGCUGCUGCCAUAAACCACGAUCAGAGUCUACGUAUUGUAAUGGGAUUGACAGGAACAUCAAACUACCCCAAUCUUUCGUCGUGGACGCCAGACUUCUCAGACAGUAACAGCAUCUCGCAAAUAGCAUCCUGGGACGACCACUCCGCAAGCCGAGAUAGCCAGGCAAGCUUCCACUUUUCGGCCGAUGGAAAAGUCCUUCAUACCCAAGGAACAGUUAUCGAUACCGUUGUGACAACAUAUACUGCAUUCACCGACUCUCUCACCCUUAAAAACACACAUAUUUUCAAUCAACAGCUACGGAACCAUCUCUCCACAGAUGUGCGUCAGGAGGACUACAUAGCCCUUCUCGGCGCAGUAUGCACCAAACACUGGGAAACAGCCUCUCGCCGAUACCCAGCUCUAAGAGGCAUCAUCCGCAGACUCCUCAGUCUCAUCAAAGAAGACAUCGUCGCGACAAGCCUCGCGAAGGGGAAACAAUCCGUGCACAACGAACUAAGCAGGGCGUUGGAUCGUAAAGUCCUGUUCCGAACAAGCCAUACUCGGCUUGGCUUUGCUUCACAACAUAUUCAAUCCGAUGAUACGGUUGUUUUGCUUUCGGGGUGCAGACUGCCAAUGAUUAUCCGGUCGCAGGGGGAGGCGUGGCGAGUCGUGGCUCCAGCGUUUAUACAUAGCGAUAGCAUUAUGGAAGGGAAUCUCUGGAAAGACGACAUGGAGUUGCAAGAGUUUGCUUUUGCAUAG